This is a messenger RNA of Hyaloscypha bicolor E, 891 nucleotides long. Its product is annotated as NAD(P)-binding protein. Bases 1 to 891 code for a protein of 296 amino acids. Gene Ontology annotation, molecular function: oxidoreductase activity, acting on the CH-OH group of donors, NAD or NADP as acceptor. NCBI's taxonomy places the organism in Eukaryota, Fungi, Ascomycota, Leotiomycetes, Helotiales, Hyaloscyphaceae. The record is from RefSeq and is a predicted model, not a curated record. The transcript is spliced from 3 exons.
AUGGCUCCCUACCUCAAAGAGCCCAUCUUCCAUGGGAAAACCUUCUGCACUCCCCACACCGACACCUACCCCGCCAUCGACCCUGCCACGAAAUCUAACCACACUGGACACUACAUCCUGAUAACCGGCGCCUCAAAGGGCGUCGGUCGCGCAACAGCACUCUCCUUCGCCAAAGCCGGCGCCGCAGGAAUCGCUCUGGCAGCACGUUCCUCCUUCGGCGACCUCUCCUCCGAAAUCCUGUCCGCCGCCAAAUCCGCCAACAAACCCCCUCCAAAGAUCCUAGAACUGCAAAUGGACGUCAUGUCCUACGCCUCCGUCGAAGCAGCCGUCAAGACCAUCGAGAAAGAGUUCGGGAAGCUGGAUAUCCUGAUCAAUAAUGCGGGGUUCUUGGGGCCGUUUGAGGAAGUUGUGGAUAGUGAUAUCGACAAGUGGUGGAUGAACUAUGAGGUUAAUUUACGGGGCGUGUAUUGGGUUUCUAAGGCGGUGCUUCCGCUGAUGCUGAAGGGAGGCGAGAAGACGAUUGUGAAUGUUACGAGUGCAGGCGCUCAUAGUGUGGGCACUGGUGCAAGUGGGUACGCGGGGAGCAAGUUUGCGUUGUUACGGUUUACCGAGUGUUUGGUAGUUGAGCAUGGGGAGGAGGGGUUGUUAGCUUAUAGUGUGCAUCCGUGUGGUUCAGCGACAGAACUAGGGUUGGGGAUGCCGGAGCGGAUGUAUUUUGUUUUUACGGAUACCCUUGAGAUUGCGGCGGAUACGAUGUGCUUUUUAACAGCGGAGAGGAGGGACUGGCUGGCUGGGAGAUAUGUGAGUUGUCCUUGGGAUAUGCCGGAGUUUUUGAGCAGAGAGAAGGAGAUUGUCGAAGGCGAUAAGCUCAAGAUGAGAAUGACGUGGUGA